UUGAUUUUCAGUUAUACGUGAAAUACCUUACAGUGUAAAUACCUUACAAGAACGAUUCACUAAACACUAACACUUUCAAAAUCUAAACAAUAUAUAAAAUGAAAAAUAUGUUUAAGUUUCUCUUAAUAAUUGGAUUAUUUGGUAUAUUUUCAACAAAUGCAAGGCAAAUAAUUUACGAUUAUAAUGAAAGAAUUGUCAAUGGUUACAAUAUUGAUAUUAAAGAUGCACCAUAUCAAAUUGGUAUAUUCAAUGGAUAUUCAUUUAUAUGCGGUGGAACAAUAAUUUCUAUAAAAUAUAUAAUCACAGCAGGGCAUUGUUUAGCUGAUAUUGUCAAUAAUAAUAAUCUAAUUAUACAAGCUGGAUCAAGUGAAUUAAAAAUUGGUGGUAGUUUUCAUAUUGCAAUUAAUGUAAUAAUUCAUGAAAUGUACAAUGAAUCAACAAUGGAACAUGAUAUUGCUCUCAUUGAAAUUUAUCCAUUAUUAUCAUUAGACAAAUUUCGUCAGCCAAUUGGACUUUUGAAAAAUAGUGAAAUUUUAAAAAUUGGCGAUAUUGCAUUAAUCACUGGUUGGGGUGAUACCAUUGAGAAUGGUGAAUUAUCAUUAAAUCUUCAAGCUGUACGUGUACCGAUAAUUAGUCGUGAAUUAUGCCAACAGCAAUAUAAUAAUAAUUAUGAGGAUAUUGAGAAUAUAAUUUUUAUGAGUCAAAUAUGCGCUGGUUAUCCAGAGGGUGGUAAAGAUUCAUGUCAUGGUGAUUCUGGUGGUCCAAUGGUUGUUCAUGGACAACUUACGGGUAUUGUUUCAUAUGGCAUAGGUUGUGCAAGAGCUGCACUUCCUGGAGUUUAUACCCAUGUGGCUUAUUACAUUGAUUGGAUUGAGAAAAAUACGAAUUUGAAAUUUUAAAAGAAAAAAUUAUAAUCUAAAAAAACCUGAUGGUUAAAAAUCAUUAUUUAUUAUUUAUUUAAUUUAUUUGUAAAUUGUUAAUUAUAAAAAAAAAGAAAUUAUAAAAUUUCAUUAUAUUUGUGUAUUAAAAAAAUAUGCAAUAGAUUU
Molecule: messenger RNA, 1046 nt
Organism: Leptopilina boulardi
Lineage: Eukaryota; Metazoa; Arthropoda; Insecta; Hymenoptera; Figitidae
Product: trypsin-1-like
Exons: 2
Coding region: 99-899 (266 amino acids)
Biological process (GO): proteolysis
Molecular function (GO): serine-type endopeptidase activity
Source: RefSeq, a predicted model, not a curated record